GAAAGAUUCGUAUAUAGAAUGAAUCAAUUACGAAAUUCAUAAAGGAAAGCACACGAGCCUCUAACCCUCCGAUCACAGAGAAGUUUUUUCUUGUCUAUUUGAACAUAAGAUGUUUGAUCAUGCGACUUCUUUCACCUUUCACCAUCAAUUACUCUCAGCAUGAAGAGAUCUUGUGAGCCAAACGACACUCAUAGGCAAAGGACACAGAGUCUUGGUUGCCCGGUAGGCUAUCAAAAUGAAGGUAGAAAAAGCCUUAUAUUACAAAGUAGCUAUAGAGCAGGUCAAAGGGGCAUCACUGGUGAUCAAAUAAGGUUGAGAAAGUCUGCCUCCUUCUAUACACCCGAAACAAAGAUCUCGCAAAUUGUUGUACCCAAAAGAUCUUCACCGUCAUGGAUGACGCCAAAAGAAAGAGAAGUGCCGAUCAUUAUUGUUUCUUGCGAAGAUCCACCAGCAAAUCCCGUUCAAAAGAUCAGAAAGCAUCGUUCUAUGCCACAACUUAUUCAUGGGCCUGAUAACUCUUCUCAAGAUUCAUUGUUCAGUCAAGAAGAACGUAUGCGAAUCAAGAGUACCAUUCUGGAUAUUCCAGAUAUCUUGCGAAACGAUCGUUCAAGCGCAUUCUAUGAAAAUAGAGCAGAAUCCGUUGAGCAAAUCCCUGAUAACACAAAUUCUCCAUCACAAGAAGAAUUUCAGGCUAGCAUAACGAAUGAAGAUGACAGUACGGCAGCAAGUGAUUUAUUGAAAGAUUUGUCAGAAGCAAACUUGUUGGAACCAAAUUAUACGGAAGAUGAUGAAGAUCAAGCAAUGUUGAUAGUUGCGCAAAAGAAAAGAAUCACCUCCUCAAAUACUGUCAGUCAAUCAACCAAGCCGAGGAUCGUAUUUAAUGACGAAUUAAGCAAAUGGAGGGAGCAAGGUAGAAUUACGCCAGAAUGUACUUCAGAUCGAGAAAAAGGUUCAGUAGAAACGGAAAUUCUUUCAAGUGAAAAUGAUGAAAAAGAAAUAAAAUCAAAGUCAAAAUCGUUCUCUGUCGAUCAACCAUACAUGCGCUCGAUCACAGAAGAUACUUCUGAUGAAAUUUAUGAACGUUUAAGACCUUUGUCUGAUUCAGUACAAAAAGAUUGGACAUCUUCCGAUCACUGGAAACGUCUUAACAAUAAACGAAAAGUUGAACUUUCACAGGCUAUGGGUGGCGAUUCACAAGAUUCAAGAGUUGAAGUUCUGAUGACUCCAGAACCAUGUGAUGUUCAACAUGGCAAAGAAAGUCCUUCCUUUCCGAAAAGAUUUUCUGAUGAUCCUUCACGGCGUACAAUGUUAUCCAGCGUGAAAAAUCCAAAAGAAUCACCUUUCAAAGGUACACCUCAAGAAAAACGCAAAAGGCCACCAAAGAAAAAGAUACCUUCUAUCGACAUUCCACCGGUAGAAAUCUCCAAGAAGGAACAUGACACUUCUUCUAAUGAUGGCUGGAAGCGUUCACCUCUCACACCUAAAUCCUCACAAUUUUUCACCGAAGUGAAUCCAGACAAUAACCUUCGAGACGCUUUGGCUGCAUGGGAAGUAUUGCAAAAGCAAUACAGAAAAGGAAAUGCAAACAAUCAAGCAGCACGUAGACGUUCAAUGACAGAGAGUGAUGUGAACGUUAGAAGAAAUUUGCCAAACCUUGAAGACAUAUACCACGCGGAAAAAAAGUCGAACAACAAUAUUGUUCAUCUUGAUAAAUCUUUAACUUUGGAUUCCAACAACUCAGAUGAGCAACCGCAAAAGCGUUCAUCCAUGUCGCGAGGUAGACAAUGGCUCAUCAACAGAAUGCGACAAAAUGAUCUAAUCAAGCAACGCAACAAAGCAAACGCUGCGAAAGAAGCCAAGUCUCGCAUCCCAGAACAAACAUCCGAGAUCUUGGCUUCUUCUUGGGUUCGUCAAUCGUUGAUGGAGUAUGAUACAAUUGGUGAUCAUGAUGAUAUCGUUCAAGCACCUAUCCAGAUCGAGCCUGCAUCCUCACAUGCAUUUACCCAAGAAGCAAGAAGGAUUUAUCUCCAGCUUCAAGCAAGAGAAGAGCAAAGGAGGAAAAAAGAAUUGGAAAAUUUAGGCAUGCUAAUUGCUUGGGGAAAAAUUUCCGUUGAUGAUCAAAACGAAAGGGAAGGCAUGUUUGAGGAAAAUCGACAAACGAGAGACUUAUCCGGCUUGUUCGGUCACGAACAAAAAAGUCAAGAUUCAUCAAAAAGUCAACGUAAAUUGAUCAGAAAGACGGCAAGCGAUAAUGGUACUUUACAUCAUCGUAUUGUUGCAGAUGCGCCACAAUCUGAACCUAGUCCAAGCAAGACGGCAGAUGCAAAGUCCAAACCACCGCUCAAGUCACAAUUUUCUGCCAAUCCUACUCAAAAGGUGUCCAAAAAGAAUUCAUCGAAUGCCCUUAAAGAUCCACCACCGUUGCCAAAGAAACCCUCUUCCCAAAAACUCAAGAAAGACGCUGACUCCUCUACUUCCUAUACGCCGCCAGUGACGAAUGAUAUCCUUCCUGGUUCCCAAAGCAGUAUAGGACAUCCAAUCAAUUCACUCGUGAACGAAAGUUUAUCUGACAAGCCAAGAUCAAUCGUUCCAGAUGAUAAGGCGAACAACGAAGCAAAUCAUGAGCUGGAGUUAGACGCUUUCUUGAUCGAAGUGGAUCGCACCUUUCGCACAACAGAUACGAUGAAGAAUUUUCGAAAAACGACCAAUUUCACUUCAUCUAUUCCACCACCGCCUCCACCACCAAACAAUGAAAACGUGAAUGAGACAAGCCAAAAGCAACAAAACAAUUCCAAGUCCAAUCGACGGAACAGUCUGUCACAUCUUUUCAAGUGGAAAUUAAUCAAAUCAGACGAUCAGCAAAACGCACAAGCCAAGGGUUCUAACCAACCGAAUGAAAGCACCGCUUCGCAAUCUCAAAGACACCUUAAUGCCUCAACGAAGCUUCAUCAACGCUCAAAAUCCAACUUAAUCCAACUCUUCGCCCGUCACAAAGUUGAGAAUGCUACAUAAUCGUGAUCCUUCUAAUCGUAUCGCAUGAUGUUUCUCUAAUCGGUCAAUCUGCUAAUGAUCAAGCCCACCUGCAUACUCUACCACUCUUAAUCAUCCAAACACGCUGUACACCAUCGUAUCAUAUCGUC
Messenger RNA from Meira miltonrushii, 3140 nucleotides. RefSeq lists its product as uncharacterized. Bases 160 to 3012 code for a protein of 950 amino acids. The transcript has a single exon. The record is from RefSeq and is a predicted model, not a curated record. Lineage: Eukaryota; Fungi; Basidiomycota; Exobasidiomycetes; Exobasidiales; Brachybasidiaceae.